Molecule: messenger RNA, 3090 nt
Organism: Aspergillus affinis
Lineage: Eukaryota; Fungi; Ascomycota; Eurotiomycetes; Eurotiales; Aspergillaceae
Product: phosphatase family protein
Exons: 1
Coding region: 1-3090 (1029 amino acids)
Biological process (GO): phosphatidylinositol dephosphorylation
Molecular function (GO): phosphatidylinositol-4,5-bisphosphate 5-phosphatase activity
Source: RefSeq, a predicted model, not a curated record
AUGAGCUCCAACGCCGAUCGGCCCGCGUCGCAGGCUCAACACCCGGCAACUCCAGGCGAUUUUCCAAGUGAUGACGAUAAUCGCGAACCCUCCCCGGAUGCCCCCCUCGACCCGUCGUCGCUCCCCCGAGCCAUUAAAGCGAGGAAAUCGGAAUAUACUCGUCAGCGCUCGAUUCGUAUUAAAGUCGGAACGUGGAAUGUGGCCGCCAUCCCUGGCACCGAACAGGACAUUGGGAAUUGGUUCACGGAUCGGAAAGGUAUAAGUGAAGAGCUGUCCGAAGUACGGGCCUCGGACCCCGAACCAGAUUCUGGAAGGGAUGGAGAUGAGGACACCGAGACGAUGGCAUCUUCUGAGACCCAGCCGAACGAGAUCGGACUUUAUGUAUUAGGGUUGCAGGAAAUUGUCGAUGUGUCUUCUCCCGCAGAAGCGUUGCGACCAUACGUGGACCCAGCCCCGGCCAAUAAAUGGAAAGCUGCCGUGGAGAAGGCUCUUCCAUCGGGCUAUCAGCUAGUGGCAGAGACCCAGCUGGUUGGGCUACUGUUGUUGAUAUACGCCGCACCCUCGGUUGUUGACAGUGUGUCGUCGGUCAGCUGCACCAAUGUAGGUACGGGGCUGCUGGGAUAUAUGGGCAAUAAAGGCGGCGUGGCGGCGCGCCUGUUGUUGGGAGAAACAACAAGUUUAGUGUUUGUCAACUGCCAUCUAGCGGCCGGGGCCGACAAGGGCAGCCUGGACCGACGAAAUUGGGAUGCGUCUCAGAUCGUUGGACGAACCAAGUUUGAUGCAAUUGACUCAGAACUUACGCUCCGGGAUGAGCCAACGGAAAGCAUUGGUAAAGAAGACUAUGCGUUCUGGUUCGGCGAUCUCAAUUAUCGACUGGAGGAUAUACCGGGCGACGACGUGCGACAGGUGCUUGCCAGACAUGCAGAAGACGAAAAUAGCAAGGGUCAACAGUCCAAUACAUCCUCGGCGGACCCUUAUGAGGAUGCUGAUCCUCAUUCCGACCCUGCGUCUCUCCAAACCACUAUCUCUUCUCUUCUGCCUCAUGAUCAACUUCGCUUGCAACAGGCCAAGGAAAAGGCCUUUCAUGAAGGAUGGCGUGAGGGCGACAUAUCAUUCUUGCCGACAUACAAGUACGAUGUCGGUAGUGUGGCCAGGUUUGAUUCGAGCGAAAAACAGCGAGGCCCUAGUUGGUGUGACCGCAUUCUCUAUCGGUCGCAACAGGACAGAGAACGGUACCAGAGAUUGGUCGCCGAGACCGCCGAUUCUAGAAAACGAGACGAUGAGAUGAAGGCCCGAGGCCUCGAUACAGCCGCCGCUGAUGACAACGUUCUGUUUGACUAUGACCCCGACGUUGAUGGUGCUGAUGAUGCCGAGGAUUAUGACCCAACUAAGGAUCAGACCAGCGAUGGUGCUUCAUUCGAGUCACAGACGGAUUCCGAGGACCCUCUGCGACUUGAGUAUUACGCAUCCCACCAAAGAAUUCUCUCGUCUGACCACAAGCCCCUGGCUGCUGGGUUCACCUUGACUUUUGAAUCAGUCAUCCCGCACCUGAAAGCGAAGGUACACCAAGAGGUGGUUCGCGAGUUAGACAGGGCCGAGAAUGAAUCUAGACCAGGUCUAACAGUCGUUGUGGAUAGACACGGGGUCGAAUCAGCUGAGGAUGGAGAUCCCAACGCAGUCAACUUUGGGGACAUUCCUUUCGACGUGCCAGUCAGGCGAUCUCUGACAGUGGCUAACACCAGUGGCGUCCCUGCAAAAUUUACGCUUGAAAAGCCAGAAGGUUCCGACGUGUGGAUGGUGCCGUGGCUUGAGUACCAAGUUGAAAUGCCGCACCGGGAUGAUUCCGAGGAAGGGAAGUAUGUGGCAGCAGGGCAGGAAUGCAUUUUACACCCAGGAGAGCUUGCCAACGUUGAACUCACAGCUUAUGUUCGUGAUAUCGAGCUGGCUCGUGCUUUGAACGAUGGCAAAACACAACUCGAAGAGAUUCUAGUACUCCGGGUGGUCAGUGGCCGUGAUCAUUUCAUCUCGGCCUAUGGCAAAUGGCUACCUACUUGUUUCGGUCGCAGCUUGGCGGACCUCACUCUAAUGCCCGAGGCAGGAGCGCGUACGAUGUCGCCUGCUGGGAUGUCAGCUGCGGAACGUGGCAAGCAAAACAAGGACGUUCCUCUCUCCGCCCCUCGGGAGCUCUUUCGGCUGACCGAGGCGAUAUCGGAGUUGACAGAGCGUGCCGUGGCAGAAUGGAGCAUGACGAGGGAUGAUUCAGACGAGGAUACGCCCCCCUGGCUCAGAGAGCCCCAUGGGGCUGGUUGGCCUUUCGCACCGGAGACUUGGACUAUGAAAGACAAAGAUGAGCGGCUGCCUCUGCUCGCAUCCGCCCGCGAGGCGUUAGACACCAGCCAACCGUUCAAUGACGUGUUUGCCGCGGAGGUGUCCUCUCUCCAUCGCCUGGAAAUCUUGAGCGAGACUUUGAUAGUGUUCCUGGGUUCUUUGCAAGAUGGCAUUGUGACAAAGUCGGUCUGGCAAGACUUAGACCAGCAGAUUCUGACGCGGGAGAAAUCCAAAGCAUUCCCGUUGACCUGGGAAGAAUCCCAAGCUUGGGUCUUAGAAAGCCUGGCAUAUUCCCCUGCCCACAGUGUCUCGUUUACCUUCGUCACGUUCAUGCUUGCUCGCAUUGCCAACGAAGUGGCACCAGCAACGUCAAUACCUUCUCGAGACUCGCCUAACAAACCGACCGAAGAAGAAUCGAAGCCCAACACCCAAGCUUCCGAUAACAACACGCAACCAGUAACCCCAACAUCACCAUCCGCCGCAUCUUUCAUCUCAGGCGGUAGUCUCCGCCGGAGAACCCGUACGUUCACCACAUCUAGUACUACCGAGACCAAAAUCCACCCCCUUGCUCUCCGUCGCCAAACCGUCGAAACCAUGCUUUCGGGGAUCUUCUCCUCGCUUCUAAUCUCCUCUGAUAUCCCGGUCCCAACAAAAGAUAAAGAACGAAGAGCACUAGAUGACCGCAAACGAAGCAUUGUGGAGCCAUUCUUAAAGGCCAUGGGGAUCGAUAACAAGGGACCCUCUGGAGGAGUUCCGGCGUGA